AUGGCUACGAGCAACCAGGCAGCGAUAGAGGCAAAGCUAGUGGUCCUUGGGUCCCAAGGCGUUGGCAAAAGCUCGCUCGUCAGUCGUUUGAUGGGCCAAGCGCCUCAAUCGAAUCCUCUCAGUACUGUGGGGGCGUCCUUUGUCUCAAGGAAGCUGGUUGACGUCGACUCAAAUACGACAGUCAGACUUCAGAUAUGGGACACGGCGGGACAAGAGCGAUUCCGCAGUAUCUCCCGUCUGUACUAUCGUGGUGCCCAUGCAGUACUCUUAUGCUACGACGUCACAGACGAGAGAUCGUGGCAUGAGAUGAAAGGAUGGCUCAAGGAGGUCAUGGAGCAAGCAGAUGACGACCUGCUCAUACAUGUCGUGGGCUGUAAGAUCGAUCUCAUCGCAGAGGAUCCAUCGCGGCGUGCUGUACCCUUCGAGCAGACUGUCAGUUGGCUCGCCAGCGAGGUCUCUGGUGUGGCAGCCUCUAGUGCGCCAAAUUACGGUAGUCCGAGCUCGAAGCGCAGUAGUAUGCUCUGGGCACAGGACGAAGGCUGGGAUACCUGCAGUGAGGUGACUGCUAAAGAUGGCGAAGGCAUUGAGGAAUUACUGCGCGUGCUGGCGAGGAAAUUGGUCGACCAGCGCACAAAGCGAGACACAGCAACACACGCACGGACACCAGCCACGACAAGCGACUCUGGCGGUGAUUACUUCCACGGAAGGCACAACACUGGCUCUUUUCGCCUUGGACACGGAGAUCGGAGCAAGAGGCAAUCAUGGCUGGGCCUGCCAACCGCUGCGAUUGAGAGCGUGAUGACCCCGAGGGUGCCUGGAAUGACGACAGACCCCGAGGAGGCUCGUCAGCGAGGUAGAUGUUGUUGA
This is a messenger RNA of Cyphellophora attinorum, 867 nucleotides long. Its product is annotated as Ras-like GTP-binding protein RYL2. Gene Ontology annotation, molecular function: GTPase activity; GTP binding. NCBI's taxonomy places the organism in Eukaryota, Fungi, Ascomycota, Eurotiomycetes, Chaetothyriales, Cyphellophoraceae. Bases 1 to 867 code for a protein of 288 amino acids. The record is from RefSeq and is a predicted model, not a curated record. The transcript has 4 exons.